This is a messenger RNA of Cottoperca gobio, 4230 nucleotides long. RefSeq names its product neuropeptide Y receptor type 1-like. Gene Ontology annotation, biological process: G protein-coupled receptor signaling pathway. Gene Ontology annotation, molecular function: G protein-coupled receptor activity. The transcript has 2 exons. Gene Ontology annotation, cellular component: plasma membrane. Bases 88 to 1959 code for a protein of 623 amino acids. Lineage: Eukaryota; Metazoa; Chordata; Actinopteri; Perciformes; Bovichtidae. The record is from RefSeq and is a predicted model, not a curated record.
CAGAACAGUAAGCCCUACAGUCGAGAGACAAUAACACCUCUCUGCUGUCUCUCCUGCUGUGUGUUUUUCUUCUGUGGGGAGAGCAGCAUGGAUCUGUCCCAGGACCAGCCGAAAGACUGGAGCUCGGUCCGGCCCAGCUUCUCUCCACUGUUGCAUUACGAUGGCUCUCAGGACAGAAUCAACCACAACUUCAGCUUCCACAGCUCGAUAAUGCUGCCCUCCACUUUCAGUUCCCCCACUGCCUCCCUCCAUCUGCCCUCCCUGCUGCCCUCCUCCCUCUUCACCUCCCCUUUAAUCUCCACCACCUCAGCCUCAUCCUCUCGACAAACGUCCACUUUUGUCCACCAACCCUCCUCCUCCACCUUUCCUUUGUCCCUGUCCACCUUUUCUUCAAACGACUUGGCCAACCUGGAGAGCAUGCUGCUCUGGACUCUCCACGAGCCCAGCACGAUCGCUCUAACCAUCAUGUACUGUCUGUCUUUCAUUUUGGGAUUUGUUGGGAAUUUAAUGUCCCUGCGCGUCCUCACCAACAGGCGGAGCCGGCGGCUAGCUGGUGUCAGCGCCACGCGCAGUCUCCUGGUGAACCUGGCGGUGUGUGACCUGGCUGUGGUGUGUGUGUGCAUGCCCAUUACCCUGGGAAGCCAGAUCUACUCCGCCUGGGUCUACGGCGACCUCCUUUGUCGAGCGGUGCCCUUCACGCAGGCUGUUUCGGUCUCAGCCAGUGUGUUAACGCUGACUGUGAUCAGUGUGAAUCGCUACUACAGUGUUCAAUCCCCACUGAGAGCUCGCUCCAUGUUUACCCGCCGCAGAAUCUUGGCGACCGUCGCCGUGGUGUGGAUGGUGUCUUCGAUCAUGUGCGCCCCUAUUGCGGUGAUGAACCGGCGACGGGAGAUCAGCUUUGGGACAUUUGCCAUCUUGGUCUGUGAGGAGAAGUGGCCCCAGCAUCGCCUUAAACAAGGGUACAAUGUGCUGCUGUUUGUGAUGCUCUACUGCCUGCCAGUGACCUUUAAUCUCACCUUAGGCUUCCUAACUGGCAGGCGGCUUUGGGGAGGAAGAAAAUCCACUUUCGCCGAUCUCGAUCCUCGUAGCAAAGCUCUGCACACCUCGCGCCUCAAGACACGCCAGAAGAUCGCCAAGAUGGUGGUGUGUCUUGUGCUGUUAUUUGCAGUAUCAUGGCUGCCGCUCUACUUGGCUGACCUUUGGAUCGACUGUGAGCAAAGGCCACCAUCUUGGCUCCUGCAGACACGACCAUUUGCCCAGUGGCUGGGCCUGACAAACUCCAGCCUUAACCCCAUCUGUUACUGUUUCAUAGGGGAUUUGUACCGCUCAGCAAAAGUGAUGCGGACGCGGUACUACCAGAAGGUCGCCGCUCUCUUCGGCUCCUCCACAUUCUCCAGCUCAGCUGCAGUGGCGUCUUCUGCCACAGUGAUUACAGACACCAAAGGGACUGCUGCUGACCACCGGCGUAUUGCUGCUGCUGUUGCUGUGGAAGCGUCUGCAUCCAUCGUUACAAUCCCCAGGCUGUUGAGCUUGGCUAGAUGCCAGGGACUGGGGCAGAAGGUUGGAGACAGUUCAGACAGCCGAGUGGGAUCUGACCACAGUAUCUCAGACUGGUGUCGGUCCAGUCCCAGUGUGUGCGACAGCUCCUUGUUCCCCUGCCAGCUCUACACACCCCUGCACUCCAUACAAAGAGCAGACUUCCUGGCCACAAGAAGACACUCUGUGAAUGAAAACGCAGGAUCAUUACCUUUAGGAAUCGAGUCUGUGGAAAUAGACUUCCUGCCUUUGAGGAGGCAUUCAGGGGACAGAAUAUAUGGUCUGUCAGCUGAUAAGAGAGACAUCAUUACCAUGGGCAGAGAAGCUCUCGGUUACAAUGGGCAGCCCAGAAGCAAAACAUCACAAACUUACUCUCUAGUAGAAGACAGGGAGGACGAACCAACCGAUAUCACCAGCCUGUGAAAGCUAGUAUCAGCAGGGAGAAAUUCUUUCUUGUCUGUUCUGCAGGCAGCAGAAACACACAUCUCCUGAUUUAUUUUGCAGUUGACAGUGUGGACUAAUCCUUUGGGAAAGCCAUUGUUUGUCUUGAGGAUAUACUGACCUGGCAUGCACACUACUUCUUUCUCUGUGCAGUAUUGAAAUGUAAUGUAAUUCUCUUAGUGUCAUCCAAAGUGCAGGGGAUCCGGGAUCCACGUUUGCACCGAUGAGUUCAGGUUGAUGGAGGCAGGUGGAGCGAGCAGGGAUGGAGUGAAGCCAGCAGGGGAAUAGUUUUAGCCCCGGGCAAGAAAGCCAGUUAUCAGUAAGAAUUGCUGAUUGAAGCAAUGCGCCAUUACAUGCAAGUCAUAUAAUAAGUGAUUGAGCUGCAAGUCACAGUUGUGUCUAACAUCUGCCUAAGACAAUAACCCUGCAGGAUGUAUCAGUGUGAUAAGCUUAUUUUAUUUUAUUUCGUUCUUAAUGCUUCGCUAAUGUAAGAAUAUACUGUUUCAGAGUUUCUGACGGAUCCUUACAGGAUAAUGUCACCAUUUAUGUCUGCAGUCUGUGAAAGAUUCGUACUCUAGCAGGUUGUUCAAGUGUUCAGUCAUUCAGGUGAUUUGAAGGCUAUAUAAGAUGUACAGUUUAUGAAGCAGUAAAUCUAAAACUCACAAUACAAUAAAAGGUUCUGUUUUUCAUAUAAUAACUGUGAUAUUGCUUUUACAGGAAGGUAGGUAUGAAAUAACUUUUACGGUUAAUCAGAUUAUUGAAAGCUAAAACAGGUCGUCUGAAAUAAACUGAAAACAAGCAGGUUUACAUGUACUUCAUUUAGAGGAAAUUUAAAGUGUCAGUUCACCCCCAAUAAACCAAAAAAAACAUAUUUUCACUUGUGCGUUAAGUUGUUUCUAAUCAUGGAUAUAGUUUGGGAUUUUUUUGGCCUGGUGUUGAGAAAACCGUUUUUGACUUGUCUGAUGCCACCACAAUAUUUGAUUUUGUGUUUAUGGUGCUCAGAGGAUUUAUUAAUGUAGAAUUUAGUUUAAAGAAAUCCACUGCAAUGUGUCUUUCUAGAAUCAGUGUCCCGGCCUGAUAAUGAAUUACAUUUAAUUUUCCCCUCAUCAUUCAGUUUGACGCUGUGUUCAUGUUAGCCAUUUUUCUGCCUGGUGGGUGUGGGGCGUAUUUGGCCCCGACCAAUCAGUAGUGAAUUAGAUGUCAUCUUCAGUCAACAGUUGAGCGGUGAUUGCAAGGAGCAGUAAACUCUUUUCAUGCCGAUUGAAGAAAUAUGCCACUUAAGGAUGCCCUGUGGAUUUUUCUUGUAAACCAAAGUCAUCAAAACACAUUGUGUGUAUCUUUGAAGCCUAACAAAUAGGCUGAAUGCAUUUCCACACAAUACAUCUGCAAAGCCGAUUAAUUUUAAUUUUUUUAAAUCCUGCAUUGUUUACAUCCGUGUUUAAUUACUAACGGUCUUUGGGCAUUUCUGCUUUAGAAGAUUGUGACAGCUUGGAGAAAGACAGGGAAAGCAGGGGAAAGAGAGAGAGAGGGAGGGAAUGAAGCAAAGGACUCAAGCUGCAACCCAAACCCAGCGGCAGACAUCUCAAAUCCAAGAGAAAUUAAACAUGUUUAGAUACCACCAAAGGUCAGUCAAAAACGUUUGCAAUUUGGGUGAGCUGACCCUCAACAUUUAUAUAUCACAUUGACUGUCAAUGUCAGUUUUAGUAUUUGAUAACUAUUUGAGAGUUUUGGCCCAAUCACAUUCACUGCCUGUUAAACCAGCACAUGCCUUGUUGAGUAAAGGACUAAAACAGGGUGCCGAAAUAGCUUUAAAAGGUUAAAGAAAUAAAACAAACACACAUAUACACACACAUCUUCACACAUACACAGAUGCAUGCACACGGACAACAACAUCUAAUCUACCCUCAGGCUGCUUCCAGUUGUUUGCCAGACAGAGGUGGUGAAUAGCAUAGACUGCUGUGACAUCAAACUGCUAAUCACACUCUUGGCCUCACAGCAAAUGUGAAGUGGUGCAACACUUAAGGCAUCAAAAUGUGUUGAAACUGUCCUAUUUAUGUCAUUGGAUAUGGUUGCUUUGUACCUUUUUAGAACAUCUCAAUGCUAUUAUGCCGUGACUGUGUCUUUCAUCUCUCCUUCUCUCUUUACUUUCAUCUACCUCUCUCUCUUUAUCAGUUUUGCAUUGUUAAUAUAUGGCAUGUGUACUCAAUAAUGUGCAUUUAGUGUUUCAUUAAAAAAGCAAAGAGUCUGUCUGUG